Molecule: messenger RNA, 427 nt
Organism: Diatraea saccharalis (sugarcane borer)
Lineage: Eukaryota; Metazoa; Arthropoda; Insecta; Lepidoptera; Crambidae
Source: the annotation of a GenBank genome assembly
AUGAUGACACGUAAGGCCUUAGCUCGUCAAGAGGAAUCAAAAUUUCAAAUUACUUUACAGGAAUUAAAGGCCACCAAGGAGUUGGAGAAAGAUAGAUUACAAUUAGUAAUAGAAGGGUUCGAUCAGUGCAGAAAUGAGUAUGAGAAGGUCCUUAGGCUCAUUUCUGGAUUGGAACAGCAACUACAGGAGGCUAACGAUUGCAUAUAUAAACUAGAAUCUGAGCAAACAAAGGUUAUGGCCUCUCAGAACCAGAGUCUAUAUGAUGAGUUGGUUGGUUGUGCCCCCAUUCUUAUUUCUGCCUCACUUAACAUUAACCCAGUGACAAUUGGCUUGACUACAGAUGAUUUUUAAGUGUUCUGGAAAAAAAAGGUCUUGUUAAGUGUAGUAGGAAUAUUAAAUAGGUAUGUUAAUAAAACAAAAACACUAU